UUCCGCGGAACUUCACUUGAUAUUUCCGACUGUAUGGUGCGCACUUCGCAGUCCCAGUCUUGGAGUUGAAAGUUAUUUGUUCCGCCGCGUCGACGGGCUAGCAAUGGCAGACAACGACAAUACUCCUCGCUGUGCCAUCUUGGACGGGAAGUAUUUUACCGUGAUUUCAUCUAGGGACGACAGAGUAAAGGCUGCCUGUUCGUUUUGUAAAGCGACCAUCUGUGGCGCCUACUCGUCAACCUCGAAUUUCAAGCUUCACUUAAAGCGCGUGCAUCCACAAGAGCUAAGAAGGUUCGAUGAGUACAAAGAAGGGUGGAGAAAACAAGCAGUCAAGAGAAAGGCCGACGCCCCUGCUGACAAAAUGCGCCAAACGAAACUGUUUUGCUCUCCCGGGAGUCAACUGACUCAGCCUAAAGUAGACAAUCUGAUCGUCAAGUUCGUUGUGGAUGGGUUGCAUUCAUUAUCGACAGUCGAAGAGCCAGGCUUCAUACAGCUUGUAACGGGCUUGCGCCCAGGGACUAGUGUGAUGUCGCGACGCUCCCUAGGUCGGCGAAUUGAUGAGGAAUGGGAAAAGUUUCUGGAUGACGCGCGAGAGAAGUUGUCUGGUCAAAGCUAUGUUGCAACCACAGCUGACAUCUGGUCCACUCACCAUCGUAGCUUCAUGGGUGUCACGGUUCAUUGGAUCGAUGCUGACACCCUUUAUCGGAGGUCGCUCGCACUGGCCUGCAGGACGUUUCCUGGAAGCCACACGUACGACAGGAUAGCAGAAAUGCUGGAAGACAUUAGGCAGUCCUUCGACAUCUCGCGGGAGAAGGUCGUAGCCACGGUCACAGACAACGCCAGCAACUUCGCUAAAGCCUUCAGGGAGUUCGGCUUUUGUUCUGAGAAUACUGACCAGGAUGAUUUCGCCGCCGACUUGUCCUUUGAAAUUAUGGUCGAACCCGACAACCUGGACGAUGCUGAAAUCAACUUGCCUCGUCAUCUUCGAUGCGCAUGUCACACACUGAGUCUCGUGGCAACUUCAGAUGCGAAGGCAGCCUUGUCGACACCGUCCUUUGAACGUGCUAACACAGCGGUCAUGUCAAAGUGUUCGGCUCUAUGGAACUGCGUUCGAAGACCCAAGUCGUCUGAAGUUAUUGUGGACAUCCUAGGGCAUUCUCUGAAGACGCCAUGCGUAACACGCUGGAAUUCAUUGUAUGACAGCAUGAAAGACCUCCUUCGCUCGAAGGAUAAACUGCGAGAUGUCUGCGAUGGACUAAAUCUGCAGACAUUCCAAGAAAGAGACUUAGCAUUUAUUGCCGAGUACUGUGAGAUCCUGCAGCCCAUCGCCUCCGCUCUGACGCGACUCCAAGCGCAGUCCGAUUGCUUCUUCGGGGAGCUGCUGCCAACGCUUUUUACCGUAAAAUCAAAGCUUCAGGAGAAGGCUGGUAUGGACUUCGUCUACUGCAGACCACUUUUGGAUGCGGUUACAUCUGGGUUCAUUCGCAGAUUUGACGAGCUUCUGCGAAUGAAACCAAGUGCAAAUGAAGCGACUGUUGCUGCUGUUCUUCACCCUUACUUUAAGUUGCGGUGGUUGUCGCGAGAACCUCAAGAUGUCCGCGAGCAUGGCCAGCAACUCACAGAAAAAGCUGUAAUUGACUUUGUAAAUGCAACCAAGCAUACCACGCGUCCUUUGGCGUGCGCGCCAUCAACCUCUGCAGCCUCUGACGUAUCGGCUGAUGCAUGCUUUUCUUUUGAAGCCCACUGCGGCACGAGCCCCAGUUGUCAGGAAGAUCAAGUUAAACUUGAGUUCCUGAGCUACCUGCAAGAUCCUCGAGUUGAAUUCGAUAUGCUCCGCUCAUACCCUUCUCUGAGAAGCGCCUUCAUUAGAUACAACACCCCAACGUGCUCCUCGGCUCCUGUAGAACGGCUGUUCUCCUUCGCGUCGCUAAUCUUACGCCCGCAUCGUGGCGGACUUUCAGACCGGCGUUUUGAGCAAAUGCUUCUGCUUAAGGCUGCGGUCCCACGGGUGCCAUCGUGACCGAAGGGUUUUUCAACCGCCAGGGCGGCAAAAACGGCAGCAAGCUCUUGCGCGACAAUAUUACAAUAAAGCGACCAGAACGAAAAGACGCAAAACAUGGUGCUAAAUUGCUGCCUACUUGUACGUCUAUCUAAAAGUGUCUGUCAUUUCUUGAGGAUUCAGAACGCAAGUAAAC
Molecule: messenger RNA, 2195 nt
Organism: Ixodes scapularis (black-legged tick)
Lineage: Eukaryota; Metazoa; Arthropoda; Arachnida; Ixodida; Ixodidae
Exons: 5
Coding region: 104-2020 (638 amino acids)
Molecular function (GO): DNA binding
Source: RefSeq, a predicted model, not a curated record